AUGGCAAGCCUCGACACAGGACGGCUGGUUUAUUCAAAUCAACGAAACUUCUUCCUCCGCAGCAGCGCCCCCGCUCCGCUCCGCUCCCCCCCACCUCGCUCCCUUUAAUGAAAGUAGACACUGGCCCAAAGAACACUCCUCCCCUCCUUCCUCCGCAGAGCUGGAGCUUUCUCCCUCUUUAAACCAUGAUCUGGCUCCCAGUUUUGCUCGAUGCAUGUCUCCCUUCGUGAGGGCAGAUUUCUGGGCUUGUCCAUGACAUGACACAGUGCAGCGCAGGAUCGAAGUGGUCGCCUCUAACGCCACGGGUACCCCAAUGCACAGGACUCUUCUGCAGCGGUUUGAGUUUGGUUACAUGAAAUAUGCGAUGUUCGCAGGAGUGCCCGGUUCUUCUUCUGCUGCACUUUGUUUUAAUUGUGGCAGCCGGCCACGAAGGGCUCUCCGACUCUGGCAGCCUCCUCUCCCUCUUUGCAGAGCAGGGUCACUUAUUCCAGUCAGGGUCAGAUGUGUCCAUUGUCCACCCAGUGAAAACCACUGCUGAUGGAGAGUUCAUCUCCCACUUUGUGUCUCACCACUUCAAGGGCGGGCGACUCAGGCGUGACCUGCGACCCCUCGGUUCGGAGGGACAGGUUUACUACAAGGUCAACUACAAGGGUCGCACUUUAGUAUUCAAUUUGACUGCAAAUGACCACCUGGUCUCAAGUGACUACAUCCUGGAGAGGCGGAAUGGCAGUGCCAACAGGAUGGAGCAUCGUCUCUCUGAGGGGAAUUCCUGCCACCUCCUCGGCACCGUGGAAGCCUCUGAUGUGCGAGGAACUGCAGCCAUCAGCACCUGCAAAGGACUGAGAGGCUUCUUCUCCCUGCCAGAGGGACACUAUUUUAUCGAACCUGUCCAGAAAUCUCCUGAUGACCCUGCAGGAACUCCAGAGCCCCAUGUUGUCUAUCCAAGAGUUACUGCAGAAAGUCACAGAAAAAAACGUAGUGCUGAGUCCAAAGAAACGUCCAGCCCAUGUGGAGUUCAAGAUGCUCCAAGCGACUCUGUCCAGAUGGAGAUGGAGAGGGAGGAGUGGGAGAGGGAGCAGCACAGGGGGGAGGACCAGGCUCAGUCCCGCCAACAGCGCUCAGUGAGCAAAGAGCGAUGGGUGGAGACUAUGGUGGUUGCUGACUCCAAACUCAUAGAAUACCACGGCAGCGAUAAUGUGGAGUCCUACAUCUUCACCAUCAUGAACAUGGUGGCUGGGAUCUUUCAUGAUGCAAGUAUUGGGAAUGCAAUCCACGUCAUCUUGGUUCGCCUCAUUCUACUACAGGGAGAAGAGAAAGGGCUGAAGAUAGUUCACCAUGCAGAUACCACUCUGGCCAGUUUCUGUGCUUGGCAGAAAAAUCUCAAUCCUCAGAGUGACACACACCCAGCCCACCAUGACCUGGCUGUGCUGGUCACCAGGAAAGACAUCUGUGCUGGAAUGAAUCAGCCCUGUGAGACCCUGGGUCUGUCUCACCUGUCUGGGAUGUGUCAACCACACCGCAGCUGUAACAUCAAUGAGGAUUCAGGACUCCCUGUCGCCUUCACUGUCGCUCAUGAGAUGGGCCACAGCUUUGGGAUUCAUCAUGAUGGCCAGGGUAAUGACUGUGAGCUGGAGGGGAGGCACCCGUUCAUCAUGUCCAGACAGCUAAUGUAUGACAGCUCGCCUCUCACUUGGUCUUCCUGCUCCAAAGAGUACAUCACACGUUUCCUUGAUCGUGGCUGGGGUUUCUGUCUGGAUGAUAGACCUUCCAAGAGAGACCUCACCACCCCGUUGGCUCGCCUCGGUGUUCGCUACACCACACACCACCAGUGCCAGCUCCAGUAUGGCCCAAAUGCUACCUUCUGCCAUGAGGUUGAUAAUGUUUGUCAGAUUCUUUGGUGUUCAGUGAACGGCUCCUGUCGCUCCAAACUGGACUCACCUAUAGAUGGCACUCGCUGUGGACCAGAAAAGUGGUGUAUCUCCGGAGAGUGUGUGAUUGUGGGUAAACUCCCAGAAACAGUGAAUGGAGGCUGGGGACAAUGGAGUACCUGGUCUCACUGCUCCAGGACCUGUGGAACUGGAGUUCAGUCAGCAGAGAGGGAAUGUAACGACCCUAAACCUGAGUUCGGGGGCAAGUACUGCACUGGGGAAAGGAAGCGUUAUCGGACCUGUAACACAAAACCCUGCCAGAAUAAUAAGCCAACCUUUCGAGAGAUGCUGUGCAGCGAGUUUGACACUGUACCUUACCACAAUGAACUCUAUCAGUGGAUUCCUGUGGCUAACCCAUUACAUCCCUGUGAGCUGCACUGUCGACCAGUCAGUGAGUAUUUUUCAGAGAAGAUGCUCGACACUGUGACAGAUGGAACACCGUGCUUCAUGAACAACAAAUCCAGGAGCAUCUGUGUCAAUGGAGUGUGCAAGGAGGUGGGCUGUGACUAUGGCAUUGACUCAAACGCAGUGGAGGACCGUUGUGGAGUCUGUUUGGGCGACGGCACAAGCUGUGAGACGGUCUAUAAGUCGUUCAAUCAAAGCGAAGGCUUUGGGUACAUGGAUGUGGGUGUGAUACCUGAGGGGGCGCGGGACAUCCUGGUACAGGAAGCGGAGGAGGCAGGUAACUUCCUGGCUCUGAAGAGUGAGUCGUCGGAGGAGUACUUCCUCAAUGGCAACUUCAUCAUCCAGUGGAACGGGGAGUAUGAGGCCGGCGGGACGACGUUCUUCUAUGAACGCAGCGGGAACAUGGAGAACCUCACUGCUCCUGGACCCACCAAGGAGCCAGUCAUGUUGCAGUUGCUGUUUCAGGAGAAGAAUCCAGGUAUUAAGUAUGAAUACACCAUCAAGAAGACCAGAGAGACAGGAAAUGAGGUCACUGAACCCAUUUACAGGUGGAGACAUGGGGCGUGGACAGACUGCAGUACCACCUGUGGCUUAGGUGAGCAGCACCAGCCUGUGCGAUGUUUUGAGAUAGAUGUGGGUGUGGUGGAUGAGUCUCUGUGUGACCCGGAGAGCCGUCCAGAAGACAGACACCGAAAAUGCAAGACUAUAGAUUGCCCUGCAAGGUGGUGGGUGGGGGGCUGGCAGCAGUGUACAGCCACCUGUGGAUUAGAAGGGGUACGGAAGCGAACUGUGCUCUGUGUUCGCACUGUGUCAGGAGAGGAAAGGGUACUCCACCCUGUUGAGUGCAAGCAUCUCCUUAAACCCAAACCUGUAGUGCCGUGCAACAGAGAUGUACCCUGUGGACAGGAUUGGGCUGUUGGGGACUGGGAAGAAUGUCCAGUCACAUGUGGAGGAGGUGUUCGCUCACGUACAGUCACAUGUGCGCUGGCACCCAAGAAGACAUGUGACCUCGCAACCAAACCUCGGUCCAGAUCACUGUGUGGCCUACAGAGUUGUCCUAACUCAAGUCUUCGCAGAAGGCCUGGGCCUCCUCCUAAAUACCGCCGCAUCUACCCACCCAAGAGCCACCCUUCUGAGCAUCCUGGUACACCUACCUGGGCUCCUACAAAUACCACAGCUGCACCCACAGCUGCUAUCACUGUGAGGAAGAAAACAACCACCAAAGAAACGACAACUGCUUUCAUCCCUACCACCACCACAUCCCUUUCAGUCCCUAAAACCACAAUCCCGGAAAUCACAGACACAGAUGACUACGAGUUCAAUGUUAAAGAGAGGAAAAAUGGUGAUAAAAGAGGGAAAGGUUUCCCAUCUAAAGCCAAGGACAACAAAGCAACUGGUGUGCAAAAGGAGGAGAUGGAGGAGGGAGAGGAGGGAAGUACGCCAAAUGUGAUGAUGUAUACUCCAGGAUAUGAUUAUGUUGUCGAGGAGAGGACGUCGGAGGAGGAGAUUAUUGACCUGGAUGUUACCACAUCUACAUCAUUCAAAAAUCCUCUUAAAUCAACCACACCAACAGCAAAUACACUCAUCAUCACACCCACCUUACAAACACCUACCAUGCACACAACCAAAGCACCCAACGCCUACUCCACCCCACACACCAGUACUAAAACAUCAGCAAAGACCACUGACCACCAUCCCUUCACAGACCCCCACACCACCCAUCGUAUCAGUCCAUACAGCCACUGGACGCACAGGGUUCCACUCACCACUCCUAUGUACAAGGAGCAUUUGGUCCCAUCAAAAGCUGGAUUCCACACAACACAAGCUCCUUCCACAACUGCGAGAAAACAAUUCACUAUUGCAGCAUCACCUCAGCCCACAGUGAAGAUUAUUAAACCACAGAAGCCUGCUGUGACACCCAAGAAAGGCAAUUCUGCCUCUCGUGCCAAAAAUCCCUCUUCCUGGUCCAAAGGCGGUCACCCCAAGAGCCAAAGCCAGAGACCAGAAAGCCCUGUGAGCAGCUCCACCAGUGACCAAAUCAACCUGAUGGCCAGCGGGCCUGUCAGUAUGGAUGUAUUCUGGGUUGUAGGAAACUGGAGCGAGUGUUCAACAACAUGUGGGAUUGGAGCAACAUGGAGGACAGUAGUGUGCAGCUCCCAGGACGAAGAGGACUGUGCCAACAUGAAGAGACCUGAGCCUGCACGUACAUGUGACCUGCAGCCCUGUGCCACCUGGCAAAGUGGCAGCUGGAGCAAGUGUCCAGAUGGUUGUGCAGUGGUGGGAAAGAGGUACCGUGAUGUUCAGUGUGUUGAUUCUCAGAGUAAACGUCCCCUCAGGCCUUUUCACUGUCAGGCUAUGUCCAGCAGACCCCUCAGCACCUUGACUUGUCCACACAAGCCCUGUAUGACCUGGAGUAUAUCGCCAUGGGGGCCGUGCUCUGGCAGCUGUGGUGAAGGCAUCAGGGAGCGGCUGGUGUACUGCCCCGCACCUCAUCGCUGUGACACCACGCUGAGGCCAAACAGCACAGAGCCGUGUGCUCUAAAGCCCUGCACGCGGUGGAAGGCUGAGGACUGGGAGGAGUGCUCUGUGACUUGUGGUGAGGGUCAUCAACAGCGUGAAGUCAACUGUGUGAGUGAGCAGGAUUUGGCUAUAAUGCCAAACAGCCUGUGUGAGAAGAUUUCCAAACCAGAAACACUCAGGAAGUGCAAUAUGCAGGAAUGCAAGGCCAACACAGGUCCAGUUUGCAGGAAGAACACCAUGUCCUCUCGUUUCUGUGACAAGCUGAAACUGUUGGGUCGCUGCUCUCUCAGGUCGGUCCAAAGACAGUGUUGUGUCACCUGUGGGUCAAAGCCAGGAUCACACACCCACAUAUAUUAGAAUGGACUCAUCCCCAACUACAGUAACACAUACUGAAUCCUCAUCUUUGAGUGUAAAGCCAUGCCAUCCACAGACUGACACGUCCUGACCAAAGUGCCACAAUUCUACAAGAAGCCAUCUUUAUCAGAAGAAAUAAACUUGAGGUUGUUUUUAUUAUGUUUUCUUUUAUUUUUUAGGUAUUUUUCUGCUGAGAACAAGCAAAAUACUGAUGAUACAAAUGUGUCAUGUUGAAAUGAGCAGAAGUGCUUUUCAGAAUUAAACACAUUUUUUUAAAGAGAUGAAUUUGUUAACAGACAGGAAAUUUUAAGUAUUAUGUAAAAUUACUAAAAUAAUCAAGAAGCACAAUUGAAAAGUUGCAAAAAUCAAGCCAGUGCAAACUUUGCUUUCUUUUUUCGGUAAAAAAAAAUCAGUUAUGGCCUACAAUAGCCUACAUAACUUUCUGGUGUUGUUGAUAUCUUCAAGGUGCUGUUGAUUCACAACAGUCAAGUUGCCGGUUAUAUUUUUAUUUGAAAGUAAACUGGUACAACAGAAUGUUAAUAAAGAUUUAUUUUGACCUCUUUAUUAAGUUGUUGAUCGUAAAAAGAUAAUCUCUGUGUUUUUUACUCAUAUAAUUCAUUUUGUUCUGCUUGAAUUGUGGUUUUGUUCUCAGAGCUGGCACUGUGUGUUUACAUUAUUCUGGGUACAAGUUUUCACUUUAGUAUAGUUUUCUUUUUUAUUUUCUUUUUCUUUUUCUUUUUUUACAAUGUCACUGAUAAUUAACUCAGCUGCAGAACCUGCACAGUUCUGCAGUGGAACCUGUGGUGCUCCUCCUCCUCUGGUGUGAGACUGACCGAUGACAUAGAGGUGUUGCAGGUCAUCCCUCUCAGGUCCCUCUAAAGAUGGCCGCUGUGUUUGUAUGUUUGAUGUUGUACAGGUAUAUUACCAUUGUCAUGCAUAUGGUAUAUCACCUUGACUGAUAUGUACUUCACAAGUCUCCAUCAAUAAAUGUGACGACAGAAGGUGCUUGUGACAAAACUGCUUUGUAACUGAGACAUGAAAUAAAAAUUUCUUUUAAUAUUU
Scatophagus argus is the source of this 6269-nucleotide messenger RNA. RefSeq names its product ADAM metallopeptidase with thrombospondin type 1 motif, 12 (gene adamts12). The record is from RefSeq and is a predicted model, not a curated record. Gene Ontology annotation, biological process: proteolysis; extracellular matrix organization. NCBI's taxonomy places the organism in Eukaryota, Metazoa, Chordata, Actinopteri, Scatophagidae. The coding region runs from base 360 to 5210 and encodes 1616 amino acids. Gene Ontology annotation, molecular function: metalloendopeptidase activity. Gene Ontology annotation, cellular component: extracellular matrix. The transcript has 24 exons.